AUGGCUGCUGACGGCGGUGCUGUGGACCGUGGGCAUGAGGAUGGAGGCGAUGAUCUGGAGCCCCAAAAGUUGGGCAAAGAGACGUCCGCGGCCGACGUGUUCACCAAGGCCUGCAGUGAGGAGGAGGGGUCCUCUUCACACGGCUCGCCGCUGGUGCCUCUCACGGUCCUGGCCUGGAUCCUCACGUCGAUCUCCACCUUGAUGGUCAACAAGCGGCUCUUCAGUGGAUCACGGUUUCCGUUCCCGCUGCUCCUGCUUCUGAUACACCAAGGCUGUUUUGCGGUGCUGUUGACCGGCUGCAGGCCAGGGUGUCGGCGUUUAAUUUGGCCCGGUUCAAGGUGCCUCGCGCCGUCAGCAGUCCUCAAGGUGGUCAUGCCGGGCUUCGCCAGCGUCAGCCUCCGGGCUUGGCUCCGCCAGUACCUCCUCCUGGGCCUGCUCCAGGCUUUGAGCAUGGGCCUUCAGAACAAGGCGCUCUCGCUUGUCAGCGCGCACGCGGUCAUCAUGCUGUCGGCCUCCAAGCCGGUGCUGGUGGCCUUGCUGCAGGCGGCCCUGAAGCUCGCUUCUUUCACGGGCACCCAGCUCAAGGCGCUUGUGUGCGUGACGCUGGGGGUCUCGGCUUCCGUCACCGGGGAAGUGAGCAUGUCCCUUCAUGGCUUCGUCUUCCUCUUUGGGGCGCAGGUGACCGAGGCGAUGCGCAUCGUCCUCAUGCAGCACCUCUUAGAGGACUCCGCCAGCAAGCUCGAUGUGUUGACGCUCCUGUCGCUAUCAUCGCCAGCCUGCGUGCUUUUGCUGACGCCUUGGGCCUACUUCCUGGAGCUGCGUGGCCAGGACUUGUCGACAAUGCCCUCGUUGCUUUCCAGCGGCAUUCUCGUGAGCACGGUCUUGGCCUUCGGUGUUAAUGUGCUGAGCGCGCAGGUGGUCAAAGUUACCGGCGCGCUGUCACUGGUGCUGCUCGGCGUGGUGAAGGACUUCAUGGGAGUGUUUCUCUCUGCUUGGCUCUUCGCCGUGCCGCUGAGCAUCAUGCAGGUGCUUGGCUACUCCGUGGCCGUCAUGUUCAUCAACGUGUACAAGGAUCUCGCCAAGCGGGGUGCCGAUGCCGGCAAGAUUUCCCUGGGCGAGGCGGUGUCACUCCUGCUGCCGACAAAGCUGCGGUGCAUGGACGUCCGGUUGGCGAUCGGGACAGUUCUGCUCCUGGGAGCCGGCUGCAUAGGGUUCUUCAGUUCCAGGCAGCUCAUGGUCAACAUGACCGACUUGCCUCUGCGCCUGGUGGACAACUCGACGAGGGAUGGCCCUUCGCAUUCUGGAGGAAGCCUCCGUGCGUGCGGCGAGGCCUGUUCCGAGCAGCAAACCAGGCUGCCGGGGAAGUCCUGA
Messenger RNA from Symbiodinium natans, 1371 nucleotides. The record is from the annotation of a GenBank genome assembly. NCBI's taxonomy places the organism in Eukaryota, Dinophyceae, Suessiales, Symbiodiniaceae.